Messenger RNA from Colias croceus (clouded yellow), 632 nucleotides. RefSeq names its product translation machinery-associated protein 16 homolog. Bases 111 to 596 code for a protein of 161 amino acids. Lineage: Eukaryota; Metazoa; Arthropoda; Insecta; Lepidoptera; Pieridae. The transcript has a single exon. Gene Ontology annotation, cellular component: nucleus. The record is from RefSeq and is a predicted model, not a curated record.
GCCGUCAACUUCAGUUGUCAUUUUUGAUAACGUCAAUAACACGUGUUUUGCUAUUUUAUUUAUUUUAAAAAUAAAUCUUAAAUAUUCAAAAGCAAAUAUAUUCAACAAAAAUGCCGAAAGUUAAGAAUUUGGAGAAACUCAAGCAUCCUAACAGCAGAAAAAUGAUGUCUCUAGCAAAGAAAAUGAGUAAAGAAGAGAAGAAAAAUAACAACAAACUUGGAACUCAUAUAAAACAGAAUUUGAUCGGAGAAAAGAUCCUUUGGUUUAAAGAGAGGAUUCCAGAAGGCUGUGUAAUAUUGAGCAAGGAGCAAACACUAGAACUGAUCGAAACUUAUUUAGCGCGGUUCGACGAAGAAUUGGAGCAAAUAGCUUUAAAAAAUUCGGUUGGUCAACGAAAAAACCGUCAACAUGCGAGCAGAGAAGACGUUAUUAACAUAACGAAGAAACGGGAAAACGAUGAAUUCGAGACCUGUGGUCUGGAAAUGCCGGAUCUAAUGGAUGCGAAUCAGAUGGAAGUUUUACGUAAUUGGAAUGGGGAGCUGAGGUUUUUGCAGCAUUUCAAGUUAAAAAGAAUAGCAAGGAAGCACUUGACAUAGAUUUUAACAUGUAAUAUAAAUAUUGUAAAUAAUCAA